Molecule: messenger RNA, 1923 nt
Organism: Clonostachys solani
Lineage: Eukaryota; Fungi; Ascomycota; Sordariomycetes; Hypocreales; Bionectriaceae
Source: the annotation of a GenBank genome assembly
AUGGAAACCAGUGACUCCGUUUCCUUUUCCCAUAUCCCACGUGAAGUCUCGCCGCUGAGCAGUGGGAGAGCCGAAGAUGGCUCCAAGAAUUCCGACGGCUAUGGAGAUCAACCGCCUGGUGGUGACGAUGAAAUGAAAGAGCUUCCUGAGAUGACAGAGGAUAUUUCAAAAGAACAAUCAGGGAGUAUUCUCUCGAGAUGGUGGCCUGAAUUUAUCGCUUGUGCCAUUGCGGUCGCCGCCUUUUGCGCGUUGAUCGGCACCGUGUACCCAUAUCAGGGCCAGCCCUUACCCAGAUGGCCAUACGGUCUCGGAAUCAACACACUGAUUUCGAUAUAUACUGUCAUAUUCGAGAUGGCCACCGUGAUGGUAGUAUCAUCUGGCUUGGGACAACUCAAAUUCCUCUGGUUUCAAAGUUCACGAAAGCUUUCUGACCUCGGAACAUUCGAUCAAGGAGGUAGGGGAGCUUGGGGCGCACUGUUAUUAAUAUGGCGGCUUCGGACACGUUAUGUCUUGGCUUCGAUUGGAUCGCUUGUAAUUGUUCUAGGCAUAUUUCUCUCUCCGUUUAGUCAACAACUCGUUAAAUAUGACUCUUGCAUCGACACAGAUCCUUCCAUUAAGGCUACUAUUCCUCGAACAAACUUUGUGAGCUCGGUUGGUACAAACCAUUUAGGUGCUGCCAUGGCCGAUGUUGACCAGCCAGCUCAAGCCGCCAUAAACACUGGGCUCUUCGACAACGUUCCUGCUGCGGUCACUCCUUUCUGCCCGUCGGGUAACUGCACAUUUCCCACACAGUACGCGUCGGCGGGAUAUUGCCGGGUAUGCGAGGACUAUACAGACAGGACAGUGUUGACGGGGAAUAUGACGAAGCCCAAUGUUACUGUGAAGGACUGGAGUAUUAGCUCAAAUGGGUCAAGCUAUGGCUUUGUGCUGGGAUCCGGCACUGGGCCGUACCCAGGAAUCAGAAUGUUAUUCAGCACUGGUCAAAACGAGACUGCAAGGCAGCAAUCAAUCGACAAAUGUGAGGGCGGGAUCACAGGUGGAAACUGGACCUGUCUAGGAUUUGGAGCUGCCGAGUGCAGUGUUCGGCCCUGUGCUCUCCGAUAUAACGCGAGUCUGGUGCAAGGUGUUUUCACGGAAAACAUCACAUCCUUCACUACCGAUAUGCGGUACACAUAUAUCGGAGCCGUAGGUAUUAGUGCCGUCGACCUCAAGUGUACUACUGCAGCGGAACAGGACUACCUUCGCUCGAAAAACUACACAUGGGACAACUCUAUGGAUUGGCUGCCUUACAACAUGUCGAAUCAGAUUUUCACCACAGCCUACAACGAAUCUGAUAGUCUCCGCGACGAGUGCAUAUACCAAGGCAAUACGCAAGAUCUAAGGUCUCUCACAUCGUUUUUCGCAGAAUAUUUCAACGGAAAUCUUGCAUAUGGUUUCAUGGCAACAGGAACCGGUAAUACCAUUCCUGGCCGUGCCAUCUACAACAUGGCAGAAUUCAACUUCACACAUCUUGACACCAAAUUCCGAAACCUAGCUACAUCAAUGACUGCUUAUGCCCGAUCGAGGACCGACACAAUCCCGGAAGAGGCAACGGUUCUUUUCGAAGGCGAAAUCAACACUUGGAGGACUUGCGUAGUAGUGCGAUGGCCCUGGAUCACGCUACAGGCCGUCAUCCUCCUCCUCAUGGCGUUCUUCUUUGCGCUCACUCUCCUGGCAGUAGAGGGAACCGACAAUGAUACGAUCAAGCACGACUUUAAGACUUCGAUACUUCCCCUGCUUUUCCAUGGAUUGCAUAGUGACACCCUAGAGAGUGUUGAACACGAUGCACCCAACAUGGCUAGAAUCCAGCAGCACGCAGGGCACAUCAGGGUCAAGGUUGCGCGAAGGCGGACAGGCUGGGGAUUUGAAGAAGCCUAUAUUUGA